Molecule: messenger RNA, 643 nt
Organism: Anopheles stephensi (Asian malaria mosquito)
Lineage: Eukaryota; Metazoa; Arthropoda; Insecta; Diptera; Culicidae
Product: ladderlectin-like
Exons: 2
Coding region: 14-493 (159 amino acids)
Molecular function (GO): signaling receptor activity
Source: RefSeq, a predicted model, not a curated record
CGGAAUCAGCAACAUGUCGUGCAACAAGACUCUCUUCCUGUCGUUGUGUGUGGCGUUGAUCGGGUUGAAUGCCGUUCAAGCACAAAAAUCUAUUCCUAAGCGGUUCGUCGUCAUCACGAAAAGCGCUAGCUUCUUCGAGGCGUGGCAUGACUGCAACUCCUUCGAUGGAUACCUGGCUGCUAUAGAAUCUGCGAGAGAUCAGUCUCUUGUGGAUGAAGCAUUGGCCAAAUCGAGCAAUCCGAAUGGCGUGUACUUCAUCGGAGGAACGGACAUUGGCCGAGACGGUCGUUGGAUGUGGAUCGGCUUGAACAAGCAGCUCAAGGACACGGACUACAGGAACUUCUAUCCCGGAGAGCCCAACAACCUCGGUGGACGCCAGGAGUGCCUGACGGUCGGCAACUGGAAGGGUGAACAGCGCGGCAAGUGGGACGAUUCGGAGUGCGACAAGAAGCUCGAUGGAUAUGUGUGUGCAUUCCCAGCUCGCCCAAGAUAAAUGGUCCGUUAAGUGACUUUGCAUGGACAAAGACCCUCCCUUAGGUUGCGUGCUUGGGAAGCAGUCGACGUUGGGCUUAUUAUUAAAUGAUUGCGAUUCUCAGGAUCAAGCAAUGGUGGAAUAAAACGAGCUCGACUAAAUUGCUAAUGA